ACGCACACUGGUGCAAAACCGCCAAUCGAAAACAUGUGGCGAUACAACAAUCAUCGGGUUUUUGGGCAGCCGCGCGUGUGAGAAACGGCGAACCGUAGUGCGGGCAUAAGGGUUGGCCAUCGGGUUUUCUUCUCGUAAAGCCGAAAAGACGCUGAUGCCCGCCGCACCGAAUAAUCUACCGAAUGUCGUCUUCUUCGCUUCGCGCGCACACUGUCAGAUACGAACGUUGCGCCGUGCUGGUCGUGUGUGCCUCCCUGAUGCUGAGUGUUUUACUGGCGUUUUCGUUUUUUGUUUUUGUUUGAAGAUCGUGCCGUUUGGGAUAUUGUGAAAGCUUUCAUUUCAAUAUAGAAACAUUGCAUCAACGCUACAGAUACUAUUCCGAUCGGUACUACGAUCGCGAAGAAUAUUCACCUAGCUGUAUCUGUUGCCAGCAGCUGCUAAUCUCGCACCAGCUAGGCCACAAGUACGGUGGCGUUCGUUUACUAGUUGCACGGUACGAGUUUAACCAGCUGCAGCUUUAAUACGCGCACGAAACCCACGCUUGGGGGUGCGUGAAUAUGUUGUUCUCAUCGAUAAAUUUCUCGACAGUGUGUGUGAAUGUGCGUGGCCCUAGCUCGAGGCCCUUAAUGUUGCGAAACAAACGACAGUACGAGUGGUAAAGAAGCUGCGAAGAUGCUAGCCGUGAGAUGGUGCCGGCACCAUAACAAAAUUAUUAUCGUGCGAUCGAUAUCAACGAGAAGGGAGUCGAUCAAGUAGAAGGUGCAAUGGAAAGUGCUCGUUAUCGGGCUAGUUAUCGUUAGUGCAUUAGUGAUACAAACAAAAAACUUAUAUACACUACCGAACCGAACUGUGUUUGCGUUUGUUUUGCACAGCACUGUCCCGUUGCAGUUUGAUUGUGCGCGAGUGUAAUGAGAGUGAGCGUGAGCGCGGGAGAGUGAGAGUGUUAGAGCGCGGUACGCGUACAGGUGAGCUAGAACGGUUUGGAUCGUUUACCGUCUCAGUAUCGUUUCAAAAGUGACCAGAACCGGAAGUGAUUGUAAGCUCGACCGGAUCAACCCGGUACGGUACGGAGCGGACGCGAUGGAAGUCCUUAAGGAGCUUCAUCUGCCGGCGCGAAAUGGUGAUAAAACGACAGUUCCGAUGGAUCCGGUAAACGGGUACCUGCUAAGGACAGACGUUGACGAGGGCACGGUGCUCGGUACGGCCGGACCAAACCCAACACACGGUGCCAUCGGUGUAGGUGAUGUUGAAGCAUCGGGACCAUUACUGUUGCGAAGUACCGGGACAGCCGAUCGUGCGGUACCAGUACCGGUGGUGGUGAAUUUCGGUGGCCCCGGUAUGGCUACGAAAACGAGUACCCUGGCAGCCGUUGAUCGGCAGGGUAGUCGCAGUAGUGGUAGUGGUGCUGGUGGAGCCGUUGGUGGCAGUGGAAAGAACCCGCGUAGUAUGACACCAGGACGUGGUUUGCUAGGACCAAGGAUUUCGGCCAUCUUUGCCCGUCCAACAGUGCUUGGCGGAACGAUGCUUGUGCUGGGCAUCCUUAUAGGCAUCCUGUUGGUCUACCUUAUCGGUCGCUAUCGGCAGCUGGAUGGGAAAGCUUGCGGUGGAGAUCCAUUCGCACCUGGAUGCUCCGUAACGGACGAGUCCCGGCGGGAUAGUAACAUUUGCCUGACGGACGAGUGCGUUAGGACAGCUUCAUCGUUGCUGGCCGCCAUGGAUCGGACGGCGGAUCCGUGUAAGGACUUUUUCCAGUUUGCGUGCGGUACGUGGAACAAGAUGCACGUGAUACCGGAGGAUCGAAGCUCUAUCAGUACUUUUGAGGUACUUGCAGAUCAGCAGCAGGCGAUACUGAAGGGCGUCUUGGAGGAACCGGUCAACAAGGAGGAUAACCGGGCGACAAAGAAGGCGAAAGCAUUCUACAAGAGCUGUAUGAACCUUGAGCAAAUUCGUAUACUGGAUGUGCAGGCACUGCGGAAAUCCUUAAAGAAGCUGGGCGGUUGGCCGGUGAUAGAAAAGAAUUGGACCGUUCCGAACACCAGCAUCGAGCAUCUACUCGGUAAGCUGACGGGCGAGUACGACGAACCGGGCCUGGUUGAGCUGUACGUCGGUGCGGACGAUAAGAACUCCUCCAUGAACAUCAUACAGGUUGAUCAGCUGCUGUUGGCGUUACCGUCGCGCGAUUACUAUCUGAAGGAGAGUAGCGAGGGCGACAUGAAGGCGUACCACCGGUACAUGACACAGAUCGCGAUCCUGAUGGGUGCGGACAAGGACAAGGCGGCCGAGGAGCUGCAGCGGAUCGUCGAGUUUGAGGUGCGGCUAGCCAAUGCAACGUUACCGGAGGCCGAUCGCCACGAUACCAGUGCCAUUUACACGAAGAUCACCCUGCCCGAGCUACAGCGCCGGGUACCACAGAUCAACUGGAAGCAGUAUCUACAGACCACACUCGGGACGGUGGAACUGCACCCGAACGAAUCGAUCGUGAGCUACGCGAUGCCUUAUCUGGUGGAGUUGGGCAAGAUACUGCGUGACACCGAUCGGCGAAUUGUGCACAACUACGCCAUCUGGCGGUUGGUGAUGUCGAUUAUGACGCACAUGAUCGACGACUAUCAGAAGGAGCGGGUCGAGUUCCGGCGGAAGCUGCUCGGCAUUCAGUCGGAGCGUAACCGCUGGUCACAGUGCGUCGAAUGGACGAACAAGAAGCUCGGCAUGGCAGUUGGGGCAUUGUUCAUACGGGACAACUUCAACCAGGAAAGCAAGGAGACGGCCCUCACCAUGAUUCAUACGAUACGCGAGGCAUUCAAUGAGCUGCUGGCGGAUAUCGACUGGAUGGACGAUGAGACGCGGGCCGUCGCUAAGGAGAAGGCGGACGCAAUGAACGAGCGGAUCGGCUAUCCGGACAUUCUGACCAAUGCGGAAGAGUUGGAGAAGGAGUAUGUGAAUCUUACGAUCAGUGGUGGAUUGUUUUUGGAAAACAUUUUAAGCAUUCUCAAAUGGGAAGCUGAACGGAAUCUGCAGCUGCUGCGCAAACCGGUUGACAAAAACAAAUGGGCAACGGAGCCGGCCGUAGUUAAUGCGUUCUACAAUCCCAACAAGAAUGAUAUUGUAUUCCCGGCCGGUAUCCUGCAGCCACUGUUUUACAGCCAGAACUUCCCGAAAUCGCUGAACUACGGUGGAAUCGGUGUAGUGAUUGGGCAUGAAAUAACGCACGGUUUCGACGACAAAGGCCGCCAGUUCGAUAAGGACGGCAACAUGAUGCAAUGGUGGAACAAUGCCACAAUAAAGACAUUCCGCGAGCGGGCCCAAUGCAUCAUCGAUCAGUAUUCGCGCUACAAAAUCGACGAGGUCGGCCUGUACAUGGACGGUCGGAUGACGCAGGGCGAAAAUAUUGCCGACAACGGUGGGCUCAAGCAGUCAUAUCGGGCCUACCGCAAGUGGGUGAGCCAGCACGGGUCGGAACCGGACCUGCCGGGGCUGAACAUGACCCACGAUCAGCUGUUCUUUCUCAACUACGCCCAGAUCUGGUGCGGUUCGAUGCGACCCGAAGACGCACUAACCAAGAUCCGGUCGUCGGUCCAUUCGCCCGGCAUUAUACGCGUCAUUGGACCGCUCUCGAAUUCGCGCGACUUUGCCGAAGCGUACCGGUGUCCGCUUGGUUCGCCGAUGAAUCCUGUUAGUAAAUGUAGCGUUUGGUAAGGCAAAAGCUGGUCUUUAGGUGUAGUGUUUUUUUAAAAACUGUAAUAACAUUAACGAUAAUUAUUAUUGCUAUUCUUAUGAUUGCUGUAACUACUAUGAUUUCGUACAAAGGCACAUAUCAACAGUUGAAUAGUUGAGCUAUGUUUGUUCUAA
Molecule: messenger RNA, 3846 nt
Organism: Anopheles funestus (African malaria mosquito)
Lineage: Eukaryota; Metazoa; Arthropoda; Insecta; Diptera; Culicidae
Product: neprilysin-1-like
Exons: 10
Coding region: 1081-3693 (870 amino acids)
Biological process (GO): protein processing
Cellular component (GO): plasma membrane
Molecular function (GO): metalloendopeptidase activity
Source: RefSeq, a predicted model, not a curated record